GACACCGCUCACUGAAAAGCAAAAGGGGCCGCGCGUUUAGUGUGGGUUAUGGAGAAGGAGUUUUCUAAUUAAUUAUUAUUUUUAUUCCUUUUGGAUGGGGAAAAGCGGCACCGCGGAGAGUUAAAACGGUACCGCGGAUGUAAAAACGAUGCCGCGGGAGGCCUUGAUAAGCGGUGCCGAUUAAAUAAAAAAAAUCAUAUCGGGUAAGUGAAGGGCCUAAAUCCUGCCCAGCCCAAUGCGAGUGAAAACUCUCGGCGGUUCAGUGAAUUGGAAUUUUUUGGCUAUGUUAGCGGUGUCGUUUAAUUAAAAACGGUACCGCGAGUAAGCCCAACGGUACCGCUGUAUUAGCAAACGACAGUGUUUAAUAUAAAACAAUGUCGUGGAGUAAAAAAGCAAACAGAGCUGUUUGGGGAAGAAAACGACAUCGCGUGAGAUUCACACCAACCCAAGCGAAGAGGAGAUCAAGACGGUUGAGACACGUGGGAGUUCACAACGGAGCAGUUUAGGAAGCGGUUCCACCUAGCGUGAAGACUACGAAGCGGUUUUUCGAAUAAAAGCAGUGGAGCAAGGAGAGAGAAGGGGACAACCAAAUCAACACAAAAACAAAUAUGUCAAACUUUACCUUUUUUCUCUGUAACUCCUUCGCGGAGCUCUCCUUCCAGGAAGGAUCUCCAUAGGUGUAGUCUUAGUCGUAGUCGCGGAGCUCUCCACAGGAAUCUCCAUAGGAGUAGCGAUAGCAUAGAUUCCUCAAAACUCAAACACCCUCGUUCGAACGUAGUUUGGAGAGGUGCUAACCGUAGUAACGGUCGUUCUUGGUUAGAAGUCAGAGGUGCAUCGAUCAAAUCAACACCGCCCAGCGGUGGAUAUUUGACGGUCACGUUGAUUUCACCAUUUAGAGGUGUAUCGAUCAAAUCAACGGCGCCGACAUUCGGCGGCGGAUAUUUGACGGUUUUCUCGAUUUCAGCAAUCAGCGGUGCAUUCUAUCAAGCGGCACCGCAGGAGUUUCCACCGCGAAACAUCAAAUCAACAUCGCCGGAAACGAAUUCGGCACCGGCGGUGGCAUUUGGUUUUUCCGAUGAAACAGGUUACAGCGGCGGCGCCAAAGACUGAGGUAGUAGUGGUAGUACCGCCUGAGACUGAGGCGUGUUGUGGGAAAUUGUACCUGGCGAUGGCGCCAGGACUAUGGCGGGUCUGCUGGCGUAUUGCUGGCUACCCCCCUAUAAAACCUGCGAAUUUUGUUUCAGUUAUUCACCACACAAAAAAAAAUCAACGAAGUUUGAGGAGGAGAAGCUCUGGUUGCUGCUACAAAAAAUGACUAAUAGGUAAGAGACACAUUUAUUUUGUUUUUAUUAUAUUAUUCAAAUACUAUUAUGAUUUUCUUUAGAUAAUUAGUGAGUUUGUUAUUUUGUAGUGAUUUUAGAAGAUUUGAACUAGUCGUUUGGUGGAAAUCGGAGAAAGUAGAUGAUAAUUUGGGCGUCAAAUCCGUUGGUGGUAGUAGUUUAAGUUGACGCUUCCAUCCAGGGUGACGUAUCACAAACUAUGUGAGAAUCUAAUUCCGAGAAUACGGCGUAGAGACGAAGCAGUACAAGAUAGUGAUGUUAUCACAUGUUUCACUUACCGUCUUCCAGAAUGACAGAAUGGUGUUUUAUUUCAUUAUUCGAUGCCUAUUGUGGAUGAUGAUAGUUUGACUGUGCUUUUCGAUUUUAUGGCACAAACCCUUAUUGUUUAGGUGCUGAGAUACAUGUUGAACUCAAUGAGAAUAGGGAUGAAGAGGAAGAAGAUACAUGGAGCAUGCCAUCCGAUCAUGACGAUGUUGACGGAGAGGAGGAUGAUGCGGAAGAGGAGGAGGAGGAGGAUGUCGAAGGAGAGCAGCCUAAUUAUCCUCCAUAUUUUUACUUGCAGGGUAAUGAAGAGGACGACGAAUUAUCAUAUGUUAAUUCAUAUGGCGUAAUUCCAAUGCCCGUUGUUGCUAGUUUUGAAGGAGAAUUAUACAAGGGGCAGAUAUUUCACUCGAAACAAUCUGCACAGGUGGCGAUUAAAUACCACGCACUACAACGCAACUUUCAAUAUGGCGUGGUGGAGUCGUCACCUUCAAUCUGGAAGGUCAGAUGCUUGAAGCACAAGGAUAACAAUUGUCCUUGGAUGGUGCGGUUUGGAUGUCGAGAUGUUGGAAGAGAAUGGACUCUCAGAAAGGCCAAGUUGGUGCAUUCUUGUAGCAGUACGACUCAACUGACGGAUCAUCGCCAUCUUGAUGUCGAUAUUAUAUCUAAGGUCGUCAAACAUUUGGUACGUGCCCAACCAAAUAUGAUUGUUCUAACUGUGCAGGCCGAGUUGAAAGAUAAGUUUAAUAUGCAAGUUACUUACAAGAAGGCUUGGUAUGAGAAACAAAGAGCAUUGGAGAAGUUGCAUGGAAAUUGGGAAGAAUCCUACGAUUAUUUGCAAACAUUCUUGCGGGUGGUAAAGAGAAAAAUGCUAACAUCAGUGAUUGAUUGGGUAAGAGUUCUUUCAGCUCAACAAGGUCAUUCGAUCUUUCAGCGAGUAUUCUGUGUUUAUGGACCUUGUAUAGAUGGAUUCAAGAAUUGUCCAGGAGUCAUGGUUGUUGAUGGAACAUUUCUUACUGGAAAGUAUAAAGGAGUGCUACUCAUGGCGAGCUCAUUUGAUGGCCGGAAGAAGAUUUUUCCAAUAGCAUUUACCAUCGUGGAGAGCGAGAAUACUGAAAGUUGGCCAUAGUUCAUAAAUCACGUUCAAGGUUUGACCGAUCGAAAUGAUGUCUGCAUCAUCUCGGAUAGACAUGCGGGACUCUAUGAAGCCAUGGGUGACAUCGGAAGAGGUUGGGAGUGGAGGUGGUGCAUGCGACACUACGCAAACAAUUUGCAAAGAAAGACUAAAAGCAAAA
This is a messenger RNA of Linum trigynum, 2896 nucleotides long. The record is from the annotation of a GenBank genome assembly. Lineage: Eukaryota; Viridiplantae; Streptophyta; Magnoliopsida; Malpighiales; Linaceae.